Penicillium angulare is the source of this 357-nucleotide messenger RNA. RefSeq lists its product as uncharacterized. Gene Ontology annotation, cellular component: mitochondrion. Bases 1 to 357 code for a protein of 118 amino acids. The record is from RefSeq and is a predicted model, not a curated record. NCBI's taxonomy places the organism in Eukaryota, Fungi, Ascomycota, Eurotiomycetes, Eurotiales, Aspergillaceae. The transcript has 2 exons.
AUGGCUUUGGACGUCAAGUCCUUUAUCCAAACUCAUCAACUCCAACGCCCAACCGUGAUAGGUCAUUCCAUGGGCGCGAAAACCGCAAUGACACUCGCUUUGGGCUCCCCGGAUCUCGUUUCCGACGUCGUCGCCGUCGAUAAUGGCCCGAUUGAACAGCCUCUUUCCCCAGAAUUCAAGAAAUACCUAGACGCAAUGGCAAAGAUUGAAAGCGCAGAUGUAUCAAAUCAUCUUGAAGCAGACAGAAUCCUCGCUGAAUCCGUAUCAGUCAGUACUCGUGUCUUGCUAAGAUGCCCUUUGAAAGUCGUAUUGACAGAACUCGAAUCUAGGAUGCUUCAAUACGUCCAUGGCUCUUAA